CGACACCUCUCUGCUGCAUCAGAGAAGCGCCAGAAGCCAAGCACCAGCUCGCAGGCCGCCACCACCGCAAGCGCGACCCUCGCCGUCCUCGUCUCACCUCGCCUCCCUCGCCCCCACUCGCUCAUCUGCUCUCGACUCGCCAUGCACGCCGUCGCCGACUUCUGCCUCGUCCCCAUGGGCGUAGAGGUCUCCGUCUCCAAGUACAUCGCCGAGUGCCAGCGCGUCCUCGAACAGUCGGGCCUCAAGUACGAGCUUCACGGCUACGGCACCGGUCUCGAGGGCGAGUACGGCGAGGUCAUGAAGGUCAUCGAGCAGUGCCACGAGGCCAUCCACGCCAUGGGCUGCCCCCGUAUCGCGACCGACAUCCGCAUCGGCACGCGCGUCGACAAGCAGGGUUCGCUCGCCAACAAGGUCGGCAGCGUCAAGGCCCUCCUCGCGGCGGACGAGCCGAAGCAGGCCGAGCAGACCAAGUGAGCGACCAGUCGAGGCGGGUCGAGGGAGCCGGCGGCGUUUUCCAGAGCUGGAGUGGACGGUGCGCCCGAGGCGGACAGCGCAGAAGAGGGUUUCUCACGCUUGCAGAUGUAGAUAGAGCUGUACCAUCUUGCGCGCCCGAUCGAGGAAUGAGCGCUUUGUCGUCCU
Messenger RNA from Rhodotorula graminis WP1, 639 nucleotides. RefSeq lists its product as uncharacterized. Gene Ontology annotation, cellular component: cytosol. The transcript has 5 exons. Lineage: Eukaryota; Fungi; Basidiomycota; Microbotryomycetes; Sporidiobolales; Sporidiobolaceae. The coding region runs from base 142 to 474 and encodes 110 amino acids. The record is from RefSeq and is a predicted model, not a curated record.